This is a messenger RNA of Callorhinus ursinus (northern fur seal), 5031 nucleotides long. NCBI's taxonomy places the organism in Eukaryota, Metazoa, Chordata, Mammalia, Carnivora, Otariidae. The record is from RefSeq and is a predicted model, not a curated record.
AGGCGCCGCCCUGGGGGUCCUGCGGACCACGCGCUCUGUCGGGCACAGCGCUGCGGACCCUGCGGGCUUCCACGCCGACCGCGGGACACACGGCUCACCUGUUGAGCAGAGAACAGCAAGCUGUCGGUCUGUUAGGGAGAAUCCUCUCCCUUUGCUGAGCACGAACGAAAGAUGUCGAAUGGCUACUCUGCAGACAAGAGUUUCUGCUAUCUCAUCUCGUGUUUCAGGGCCAGACUGAAAACGUACAUCCAGGUGGAGCCGGUACUGGACUACCUGAACUUUCUGCCCGAUGAGGUGAAGGAGCAGAUUCAGAGGACGGCCAUCAACGCUGGGAGCAUGCAGGCAGCUGAUCAACUUCUGAGCACUUUGGAGAAGGGAGGCUGGCCCCCUGGCUGGACCAGACAAUUUCUGGUGGCUCUUCAGAGAGCAGGCAGCGUUUUAGCCGCCCGCUACCUGAACCCAGAGCUCACCGACUUGCCCUCUCCAUCCUCUGAGAACGUUCAUGACGAGUGUCUCCAACUAAUGAACCUCCUCCAGCCCACCCUGGUGGACAAACUUCUGGUUAGAGAUAUCUUGGAUAAGUGUGUGGAGAAGGAACUCUUGACAAACGAAGACAGAAAUCGGAUUUCUGCUGCAGAAAGCAAUGGAAAUGAAUCAGGUGUAAGAGAGCUACUGAAAAGGAUUGUGCAGAAAGAAAACUGGUUUUCUGCAUUUCUGAUUGUUCUGCAUCAAACGGAAAACCACGCCCUUAUCCAAGAGCUAACAGGCACCCCUUGCUUUGAAAGCAAUGCAGAGACUGAGAACUUAUCCCAAGAAGGUGGCCCUGACAUUCAAGAGGCAGUUCUUUUAGCCACAGGUCAGCCAGGUCCAGAGAGAGAGGGCUGGGACAAGGAGAGUGAUUCGCUGGAAUCGUCUUUGGUAGAGUCUUCUGCUGUUUCAGAAUCAGACACAAGUUUGGCAGAAGGAAGUGUCAGCUGCUUAGAUGAAAGUCUUGGACAUAACAGCAACAUGGGCAGUGAUUCAGGCACCAUGGGAAGUGAUUCAGAUGAAGAGAAUGUGGCAGAAAGAGCAUCUCCUGAGCCAGAACUGCAUGUCAGGCCUUACCAAAUGGAAGUCGCCCAACCAGCCUUGGAGGGGAAAAAUAUCAUUAUAUGCCUCCCUACAGGAAGUGGGAAAACCAGAGUGGCUGUUUACAUUGCCAAGGAUCACUUGGACAAAAAGAAAAAAGCAUCUGAACCUGGAAAAGUUAUAGUCCUUGUCAAUAAGGUGCCACUAGUUGAACAGCUCUUCCGCAAAGAGUUUGAACCAUUUUUGAAGAAAUGGUAUCAUACAAUUGGAUUAAGUGGAGAUACCCAAUUAAAAAUAUCAUUUCCAGAAGUUGUCAAAACCUACGAUGUUAUCAUCAGUACAGCUCAAAUCCUUGAAAACUCCCUUUUAAAUUCAGAAAAAGGAGAUGAUGGUGUCCAGCUUUCAGACUUUUCCCUCAUCGUCAUUGAUGAAUGCCAUCACACCAACAAAGAAGCAGUCUAUAAUAACAUCAUGAGGCGUUACUUGAAACAGAAGUUGAAAAACAAUAAACUCAAGAAAGAGUGCAAACCAGUAAUUCCUCUACCUCAGAUACUAGGACUAACAGCUUCACCAGGUGUUGGAGGAGCCAAAAGGCAAGCUGAAGCCAAGGAACACAUUUUAAAAAUAUGUGCCAAUCUCGAUGCAUGUACCAUUAAAACUGUGAAAGAAAAUAUUGAUCAACUCAAAGACCAAAUAAAAGAGCCAUGCAAAAAGUUUGCAAUUGCAGAUGACACCAGAGAAGAUCCAUUUAAAGACAAACUUUUAGAAAUAAUGAACAAGAUUCAAAGUUUUUGCCAAAUGAGUCCAAUGUCGGAUUUUGGAACUCAACCCUAUGAACAAUGGACCACUCAAAUGGAAAAAAAAGCUGCACGAGAAGGAAAUCGCAAAGAACGUGUUUGUGCAGAGCAUUUGAGGAAGUACAAUGAGGCCCUACAAAUUAAUGAUACAAUUCGAACAAUUGAUGCAUAUAAUCACCUUGAAGCUUUCUAUAAUGAUGAGAAAGAGAAGAAGUAUGCGGUCCAAGAAGAUGAUAGUGAUGAGAGUGGUGAGGAUGGUGAUGGUGAUGGUGAUGAAGAUGAAGAUGAUGAAAAGAAACCUUUGAGCCUGGAUAAGACAGAUAGAUUUCUCAUGGAUUUAUUUUUUGAAAACAGGAGACUGUUGAAAAAGCUGGCUGCAAACCCAAAACAUGAAAAUGAAAAGCUGACCAAAUUAAGAAACACCAUAAUGGAACAAUAUACAAGGACUGAGGAAUCGGCCCGAGGAAUAAUUUUCACAAAAACAAGACAGAGUGCAUAUGCCCUUUCCCAGUGGAUUACUGAAAAUAAAAAAUUUGCAGAAGUAGGAGUCAAAGCCCAUCAUCUGAUUGGAGCUGGACACAGCAGUGAGUUCAAGCCCAUGACACAGAAUGAACAAAAAGAAGUCAUUAGUAAAUUCCGCACAGGAAAAAUAAAUCUGCUUAUCGCUACCACAGUGGCAGAAGAAGGUCUGGAUAUUAAAGAAUGUAAUAUCGUUAUUCGUUAUGGUCUCGUCACUAACGAAAUAGCCAUGGUCCAGGCCCGUGGUCGAGCCAGAGCUGAUGAGAGCACCUAUGUCCUGGUUGCCCACAGUAACUCAGGAGUUAUUGAACGUGAGAUAGUUAAUGAUUUCCGAGAGAAAAUGAUGUAUAAAGCUAUAGACCAUGUUCAAAAUAUGAACCCAGAGGAGUAUGCUCGUAAGAUUUUGGAAUUACAGAUGCAAAGUAUAAUGGAAAAGAAAAUGAAAAUCAAGAGAAGUAUUGCAAAGUACUACAAGGAAAACCCAUCAUUAAUAAAUUUCCUCUGCAAAAACUGCAGUGUGCUAGCCUGCUCUGGAGAAGAUAUCCACGUUAUCGAGAAGAUGCACCACGUCAACAUGACACCAGUGUUCAAGGAAUUCUACAUUGUGAGAGAAAACAAAGCACUACGAAAGAAAUUUGCAGACUAUCAAACAAAUGGCGAGAUUAUCUGCAAAAAAUGUGGCCAAGCUUGGGGGACGAUGAUGGUGCACAAAGGCUUAGAUUUGCCUUGUCUCAAAAUAAGGAAUUUUGUAGUGGUUUUCAAAAAUAAUACGCCAAAGAAACAAUACAAAAAGUGGGUAGAAUUACCUAUUACAUUUCCCGAUCUUGACUAUUCACAAUAUUGUUUGUGUAGUGAUGAGGAUUGACAUUUGAUUUGAGAACCUUUAAAAAUAUUAUCAACUUAACAUUUAAUAUGAUACUGAUUAAUAUUUUUACUAUACUCCAGAACUGAUGUGAGGAUUAAUAAAAUCAUUGCUUUACUUUCCGUUGAGCUGCAUGAAGGAAGAUAAUAUAAUAUGCUUUCAAGAAUCUAUCUUGUUGGUGGGCAGGGGUAAAGAAUACUCACCAAUAAUAAUUAGUGUGGAGCAUUACGGUAUGUGGAAAGAAUGCUGGAGUAUAAAUGAGGAUCCAAGGUAUCGCUAUCAGUCCUGUCACCCAUCUUCAAAAUAAAAUUAACCAAAUCAGUUCAUCUUUUUGAACCAGUGUCCUUGUUGGUGAAAUGGUUGUAUUAUUAUUUGCCUUGGCUUUCAUUAGUUUUCUAUUGCUACACAACAAAUUACCACAAACUUAGUGGCUUAAAACAACAGCCCUUUAUUAUUACACAUGUUCUGUAGGUCAGAGGCCUGGACAGGGGCCUCUGCACAGGGUCUCAGAAGGCUGAAAUCAAGUUGUGGAGCAGGUGAUGCUUUCAUCUGGAUGCACUGGGCCAAGAAUGACUUCCAAACUCUCUCAGGCUGUUGACUGUCAUCUCCUUAUAGCUGAAGAUGAAGAUUCCGGUUUUCUUGCUAGCUGUCCACUGGGGAUCACUCUGAGCAACGAGGGCUGCCCUCACCAUGUGGCCCGCUCACAGCUCCUUGCUUCUUCAAAGCCAGCAGGACAAUCUCUCUUUUGUGUGCUAAGAAAAUCUUAACUGGAAUCACAGGAGUGACUAUCUCAUUAUAUUUAUAGUUUCUGCCCACACUCAAAGUGAGGGGAUUUUGAGGGCAUAUACACCAGCAGGCAGAAAUCUUGGAGGCCAUCUUAGAAUUCUGCCUCUCCCACCACUUGUUCAGCUUUUGUGAGUAAGUGAUGAUAUAUGUGUACAUAUGAAACCACUUUGAAAAAUAUGAAGCACCAUCAAAGGUGAGGUAUUAUGAAGCAGCAUCAGGUAACUCAAGGCUUAUUUUUCAGCUUUCCCUCCAUGAACAUAGCACUAUGCUCAAGGAAGAUUACCUGUGUCGGUGGAGAUGUUUUGGGAUCACCCAGGAUUUAGCAGGGAGUAGAUGCUGGAUGUUAUUAGAGAAUAAAGAGAAAAUGUCUACCUCCUUUUGUCCCUAACCCCAGGUAGAAGGGUAACCUCUCUGUGACUGUGAUAUUUUCAGUGUUUCCAAACUAAGUAUGACCAUCUGGAGACAGACACAGGGCCCAGCCUUCAGGACAUUCUCCCAGUAGACAAGUAGCCGCUUUUAGCAUGAAGACCCACAUGACUGACACAGAGCCACAACUGACCAUUUUAACCCACACUUAUUCGGAUGGUCUGCUGCAUGGAAAGUGUUACCUCCUACGACUAAGGAGAAACAAAAUGUUGGAGGGAGUGAAAAGAAAAUUCUUCUGUGGUUUUGAUGGAUUCAUUAACAUUCAGUCUAACAUUAGCUUUUGUUGAUAAGAACCAAGCAAAGAUGAAUAUCAACCAAUCAGAACUCUUGGGAAUGCAGGAGGACAAAAGAAGAUUGUGGUUUUCUUAAAAUACUUUUAAAAACUCCAGCUGACUCCAUUUAAAGUAUUGCUGUCUUCUAGAACAUUUUGGAAACUAUGCAGGAAACCAAAUGCAUAAAAUAGCUAAAUGUACUACUGUAACAUAUGUAGACUGCUUUUGAGGUGUCAACAAAUAUCAGGUUUUUUCAUCUGUGUUUUCCAGUAAUUUCUUUUUCAAUAAAGAAGUGUUACUU